Messenger RNA from Iphiclides podalirius (scarce swallowtail), 996 nucleotides. The record is from the annotation of a GenBank genome assembly. NCBI's taxonomy places the organism in Eukaryota, Metazoa, Arthropoda, Insecta, Lepidoptera, Papilionidae.
AUGCCAUUGCUGUUUAAUGUUCUGGGAAUAAUUGCCUUCACCACACUGUCUGGGAAUACCUACAGAUUCAUCCGAGGGCAGUACAGCAAGCUGCCGAGGAUACAGAGCAUCACGGGGCUCAUGCUGUUCUCUCUUGUCGUUCCCGUCGCUCUGCUAUCCCUAUUCCCUCACCAGGAGGCUCGUUUCAUAAUUCCCGUGCUGCUGCCCCUGGUCUACCUCUACGGGAACCACCUGCACCCCACCGAGGCGGAUUCACUCACAACGCGGAAACUGAAGAACACUCUACGCUGCAUUUGGUACACGUUGAACGUCUUACUCACCCUGUUCUUCGGCUUCGUGCACCAAGCCGGCGUCUACCCAUUCACCGAUCAUUUGCACCGCGAGAUCAAGAGCUCCUAUGGCGUCCACACGCACGUGAUCGCGACCCACAGCUACAGCAUACCCACUUACCUGCUGCAGCUGGAGAGCACCACCAAGAUCUGGAGGGACAAGAGGUCAGGGCGUAAGUACAGACUGGCCCCGACCACUUUCCUGCACCGAUAUGGGUCUCUACCGAUGGAUGAGUUGUUCGACAACGUCGACCAGGUGCUGAGCAACGCCGAGAUGCUGCUGCACAAAUACAAAAGGCAGUACAGGUUUUACAUCGCGUCCCCUUGCUCCUUGGAAGGGGAGUUUCGGGAGGCCUCCAAGAAGUUUGGCUACAUAGAUGUUGAACACGAGGUAUCGUACUACCCGCACUACUGUACCGAAGCCUUCCCCAAGUUCCCCCAUUACAGGGACCAGUACUGCCUCGAGAGUAAUCUCCACAAAACCAACGAAUCUCGAGCCGUCGAUCUCAGCUUUUAUCAACGAAUCACGUGUUUCUUGAAAAGGUUUUGCCUCAGAAUUUAUAGAGACUUCUUUGUUGACAACCACUGGGAAAGACUACCUCAGUCUUGGCGCGAAAGUGUUGAAUCUUUGGAUCCUGAAGAAUUGGGAGCCUACCUCACAGAAAAC